Molecule: messenger RNA, 22755 nt
Organism: Podarcis lilfordi (Lilford's wall lizard)
Lineage: Eukaryota; Metazoa; Chordata; Lepidosauria; Squamata; Lacertidae
Source: the annotation of a GenBank genome assembly
AUGAGGGAUCCCCCCCCCUCUUUAUGUGGCGUCCUCUGUUUUGGAGGGCAAGGCAUGGCGCGUGGCAAGUUUCUUGCUCCGCUCCCGGGAGACCCAACUUCGGGGCACUUGGCGGCGGCGCCUCUUGGCUUUCCACGAGCCUCCGGAGCCGAGGCUGGGCGGGACGGGAGAGCUUCCCUCCGCCCCCGGGAGGCCGGGCAGGGCGGCUCUGCGGGGCCGAGGAGGUGGGGAAGCGCCUGGGCUGGAGCGGAGGAUCCAGUGCGCGCAAGUGACGCUGCGGUAAGUGAGCCCUUUGGGCGCUUUCUUCCUUUCCCCGCUGCUCCCGCCCGCCAUGGCCUCGAUCCUUUUCUCACGUCUCUUCUCGUCCGUCUGCAGGGCAGCUGUCGCUUCGGCUGGAGGAAAGGUGCGCGAGGGGAAAGCGAGGUAGGCUGAACAAGACUCGGGGCAGAUCCCUCUUCUGCUUCGAUCCCGGGGUCCUCUGCAGGAAAUGAUUGCAUUUCCUAGGAAUGGUCUGCAAAGGGGAUCAGCAGUGGUAAUAGUUCAGAUGGAUUAACUGAACACCUAAACUGGAUUAACCUGCUCAGUUUGGGCUCCAACUCAGAGCUUCCUCGGAGCGUAACUUUAUUUAAUGUUACACAGAAAGGUCACCACUUAAUUAAACAAAAAACAAAUUCAGGCUGCGUAGAACCGUUCAUCCCUAAUAUAUCAUAUCUCCUAAAUAAUGUUUGAGGCCUGCAGUAAGGACUCAACUAAGGUGAAUUAUUUCAUCUUUUUCAGCUAAGAGGGCAUCCUGAUUAAUUGGCCGGCAGAGUUUGUAAAAGAUGGUGAUUCUUUCUAAAACAACGACAACAUUGCUGGCAGGUGCCAUCUUAGAAGAGGAAUUCUUUCUUCCUCAGGAAAGGAGGGAAUGCCUCUUUGCACACUCAGGUCUGCUGUGCCAGGUGCCAUUAAAGCAAAAUGCCUUUUCUUGGUUAAUAUUCAAAUUUACGUAUAAAUAAUAAGAUCAGAUAGAUCAAAAUGUAUACAAUUAACAAUACAAUUCAACCCCUAAGGCUUGUUUGUUAGUGUGAUAGUUCUACAAAUGUUACAUGCUUCAAAGGCAAACAGUCUCUCCCUGGCUGUGGAGGAGCUUUGCUCGGCUCCAGUCGGACGCCAUUUGGCCUAGAGAGAAUAGCCAAACACGAUAGUCUGCCCUGGAGGUAAAUUGUGGCGUGCAGGCCCUGUUCUUGUUUCCUGGAUUGCACUUGCACUUGUUGGAUGAAAAACAGGAAGAAGAAUACUCUUGUGAGAAGGCUGCAUGUUGACUCCCUCUAAUAGUGAAACCGCCUGCAGUUUCACCUGCUCUUCUUCUUAUUUUGGUCUGCUUUUGUCUUAGAGUCUGACAACAACGUAUUUGUUCAUAUUUCAGCUAGCAGUUUGUGUUUUGCUGUUGUGAAAAGAAAACCAGGGUAGCAGGUUUUCCAGAAGCAAACCCUUCUCUUUUAAUGUAAAGAAGAUUUGGAAGUAAGCAAAUCAGCAUAUUAAGAUGAACGUUCAGUUUGCAGCAUCUCUAAAUUUUGAAAGCUUAAAAAACGCAGGCAAACUCUUCCAUGGCCAGUGCAGCAUUAUCCUUACGCAGAAUCAGAAUCAGAAUAAUAUCAGAUAGCAUAUUAUUGCUAUUAAAGGGUGGCAAUUGCCAAUUAUAAUAGUACUGUAAUAUUUUUACCAACAUUGGGGCACUACUUGGAUUUUAUUUCUCAGGCACCAGAAAGUCUUGGGUCAUCUGUAUUUUUCUUGUCUCCAAAGAUCAGUUGUAAUUGCUUUAUCAAGCCUCACCACUAGUCUAGUCCUCUCCCAUCCUCCCUCUUCUUUUCCUUAUUUGUAGAAUUAGAAAAUGUAGAUAUAGGCUGUGUACACACUCGACCUUUAAAGUACAUUCAAAGCACAUUCUUUCCCCCAAAUAAUUUUGGGCACUAUAGUUUGUGAAGGGUUGCUGAAACUGGCAACUCUGUGAGGGAUAAUUUACUGUGCUGAGAAUUAUUUGAGGGAAAUGACGAGUGUGUUUUGAGGGUAGAGUGUGCACAUCUUCAGGCCCUUUUCAGAAUGCAAAGUGCAGAUUGCAAUAUCUCCUUCUCAAGAUGAAUUCUUAAAGCAGCAGUUCUUAAAGCACUUCCCUUCAGAAUGCUCUCAUCUUGGGACAGGGCAGUUAGCAAGAUUGAGAGGCGGUCUGACGCUUCUGCACUUCUUCUCCUGCCAACUUCUAGUCCAUGUACAACACAUGUACAAAACAAUACCUAAAGUGGGAGAUACUUCUACAGAUGUGAUUAUGGCCACUAGCUUAAAUGACAUUUUAGAAGGAUUAGACCAGGUAUCUUCAACCUUUUCAGGCCCAGGACCCACUUUUAACCCAAACAUGCAUUUGGGGGCCCAUUUCUUAAAUCUUCUUUGCAUGAUGGUAUUUUUCCCUGUUGCAACCCAUCUUGGAUCAGGCCACAAUGCACUAGUGGGCCUUGAUCCACCAAUUGAAGACCAGUGGAUUAGACAAUACUAGUGAAGGAUGGAUUUCUUAGCAGUGAUUGGCAGGCCAUGAAUGAAACCUCCAUAGGCUACCACCAGAUACUGGAGACAAUGACAAGGUUGCAUGUUGUCUUCAUGAUUGGCUGCAAACAUCCAACCUUCUCUCUGGUUACUUUCAGGAUAAGCAAGGCUGGGCUACUUGGAACGUGAUUUAGGGAGGCAUUUCUUCUGUGUGCAGUGGAGGGAGGAGGAGCACAAGACUCCCCGGCAGGUUCCUAAGAGUUAAAUUGCGACUGAAAUGUGUGGCUCAAUUCCAAUUUUUCAGAACACUCCUAAGUAAUUCCCCAUUGCUGAAUUCUCCAGAGGAAGCCCCAGACCCAAAGUUCUAUGUCACGUGAAUCACCAUGGUUGGUAUUCUGGGGACAAUCAAUGCGGAAGGGAUGUUGCCUUCCUGUAUAGUUUGAGGGAAGACUGUAUUUGAAGAUCCCGGGGUCUGAAAUCCUGGAAAGCCCCUGUCACAGACCCUUUGGUGUCCAUCAAGUUUCCCUGCCCUUCCUGAUUUUUCAAAAUUGAGACUUUUUUGGGGGGCGAGGAGUAGUAAGCAUUGCCAGUUUUUCUUGCAUGGAGUGGGUAUUUUGCUAUGCCCCCAGACCCCAAAGGUUCAGAGGUUCCUGGUGUAGACAAUACGGAGCUCAAUGAACCAAUGACAUAACCUGGUACAUAGGAGCUAGCUAACCUGUGUUCCUGUGCCUAUGAGUUUCUGCAGGGAGGGCAUCUAAGUUGCCACUGUUAGCAAUGCUAUGCUUGCCUUAGAUGGACUUUGGGGCUGAACCGACCGGGGCUUCUGUUUUCAUUAUAGCAUGAGGCUUCAUACACAACCACCUGUUUCAUCUGAUUAGGAACUGGAGUGAAACAGUGAAGCACAUGUGCAGUUGGAAUGAGAAAGAACGGAAGACGAGACACAUUUAACAAGUUGAGAACGGAGAUAACAGAAAUAAAAAGAACAAACCCAACCUGUUAAUUAGGGCAUGACAUUUGAUUAUAAAGUAUAAUCAGUAUUUGCGCCAGCAUCAAAGCAGAAACAUCAAGCUACUGAAAGAACAAAUAGGAGUCAGACUUAAGCGUUUGUAAGGGAAAUUAUGCCUCCUUGAAAUGGGGGUGGUGGUGCUUGAAGGACGCAGUGCUAAAACUACUCCUCAAGAAACCAUCCCUGGAUUCGGAAAAUCUAACUCCCGGCCAGUUGCCAGGCUCCCCUUCUUGGACAAUGUACUUGAGUGGGUGGUUGUGGACCAGAUCCAGGGGCGUAAGAAGGGGGGUGCGGUCUGCCCCAGGUGCCACCCUGACGGGGUGGGUGUGUGACAAAAUGGCGGGUGGCACACUGCGGGGCCUGCAGCGUGCACGAGCCACGCGUCUCGGCACCCACAGGCUCUGCGCUGUCCGCCUGCUGCCCCCCCAGCUGUAGGGCGGCUGAGGCCCCGCGCGUCCCGUCCCUCCCUAAGGGCGCCCCGUGCUCCAUGCCGUCCCUAUGGGCGCCCCGCCCUGCCCCCGCCGCCCCAGGUGCCCAAGAGGCUUCCUCCACUGCUGACCAGAUCCAUGCGCUCUUGGAGGAAACUGAUUUUCUAGAUCCAUUUCAAUCAGGGUUUGGGCUUCGUUUUGGCAUAGAAACUGUUUUGUAUGAUUCCUCUGUGAGGAGAGAGACAGGGGAAAUGGAUCCUUAUUAAUUCCUUUUAGUGGCUUUUGAUACCAUCAACCAUGGUAUCGUUCUGGAGUGGCUCUCUAAGUUAGGGAUCAGUAGCUCCACUUUGCAGUGGGAUGGUCGUUCCCAGAAGGUGAUUCUUAAGGGAGUGUUUUUCAGCCCCGUGGAGCCUCCAGUGUGGGGGUCCUCAGGGUUCAGUUUUAUCCCUCGUGCUGUUUAACAUCUACAUGAAAUUACUGAGUGGGGUCAUCCACAGUUUUGAAGUACAGUGGUGCCUCGCAAGACGAAAUUAACUGUCUGUGAGUAUCUCAGCUCUAGUGGUUCUUUACAUCUGCAGGUGAGGCAGUGGAAGUGCUGGACCAGUGUCUUGCCUCAGUAAUGGAAUGGAUGAGAGCCAACAAACUGAAGCUCAAUCCAGAUAAGACCAAGGCGCUGUUAGUAGUGCUCUUUUAGUGAGACUAGGGUGGCGCUGUGGGUAAAACCUCAGCGCCUAGGACUUGCCAAUCGCAUGGUCGGCGGUUCGAAUCCCCGCGGUGGGGUGAGCUCCCGUCGUUCGGUCCCAGCUCCUGCCCACCUAGCAGUUCAGCGGGCAUCUCCAAGUGCAACUAGAUAAGUAGGCACCGCAUCUAUGCAGGGCAGGUCACUGUACGUUGCCAGUGAAUGCUGCGCUGGUGCUCAGCUCGCCAGAGCAGCCUGUUACGCUAUGCCACGUGAGACAGCGGAAGUGUCUCCGGACCAGCGUCUGGCCUCCAGCCUCUUGGACUGAGAUGAGAGCGCACAACCCUAGAGUCGGACACGACUGGCCCACACGGGCAGGGGUACCUUUACCUUUAGUGAGACUUAGUCAUUGCAUUUAUGAAAUAGGGGGGAAAUCAUGGAAAUGAAAGUUAUUGUCAAAAACUCUCUGUAUAAGAGACCGCCUACUCUGAAGUAUUAGGUCUGUCUUAAGUGUUGUAGCACAUCUUCUCAGAAGUCUGAAACUUCUAAGAAGGAGUGGAAGUUUAUAAAGAGUUGUCUCAUGCUGAGUAGGGCAGUUGGUCCAUCUAGGCUGUGUACACACGGUACCUUUAAAGCACAUUUAAAGGCCCUCAGAGAAUUCUGAUUGCUGUAGUUAACCCUUCCUAGAUACAAUUCCCAGCAACUCUUGACAAACUACAGUGUCCAGCAUUAUUUGAAGGGGGAAAUGGGCUUCAAAUGGGCUUCAAAGGUAUAAUUUGUAAGUUCUCAGGAAGAGAUCCUUAUCUGCUGCCAGAGAUCUCGCCAGUUGGAAUCUGGGACCUUCAGUAAGCAACACACUCUAUCGCUGAGCUUGUCUUUGGCCCUCUUCCUAUAGAAUAGAAUAGUUCCAGAAAAUACAGAAGUUGGUUGGUCCCAAUCUGAAAAUGUUUUCUGCUGAGGGAAAUAUGUUUACCUGCUUCCAGUGUUAGUCAACCAGGAAAUAAAAAUGAAUAUAUUCACGUGACUUAAGAGUAAAUAGCACUUCACCAUAGUUAGGUGGAAGUCACUCUUAGUGAAGCUCAGUAAAUAGAUUAGACCAGCCUUGCAAAUAACAGGUGGUUUCAUACUCCUUGUUUCACUUGCCUUCGUUUCUCCUCCCAUGUCAGGUCAUGCAACUUUCUGAAUGCAAGAAUUGGUGCAUUUCAGCAUGCGUGCCUGUUACACAGGCCAGUGUAAUUGUUUAUAAGAAUAUGCUUUACACUGUGUGUAAAACCACUGAGAUAUCUGGAAAUAUGGAUGCUGCAUAGCAUUCAGGAUGGGAAAUAUGGCGGCAGGGUCCUCCCUCCUCUCUAAAUAGUGCCUUGAGGCAGUGUAAGAACCCCCCUUGGGGUGUAUGGGGUGUUAGAGGAGGGGUAGUACCUCUGGUGGGGGACACGCCAUGCUCCUUCAGGGGUAGUUUAUUCACCUUUGGUUCCCACCCUGCACUCAGCUCUCUCCCGUGGCUCCUAGAAGAUGCCAGCAGGCGACAGCGGCCACAAUCCCGGGAAACGGCUUGGAGUGGCCAGCUAAACCAAGUAAGGGGUAGCCAUGCGCAGCCGCAUCCUAUGCCCUUUUCAAAUGGGUGUAUUUGAUGUGGGUUGUUUUUUAUUUUGAUUCUGCAUUUUGUGGUUUUAUAUUCUGAUUUUAUUCUGUGAACCACCCUGAGACCUGCGGGUAUCAAUUCAACAAAUGCAUAAGAGUAGUGGGUCUCAGACCCUCGGGGAGUCAGGGACUGCGUCUGUAUGCCAAGUCAGGCUCCGGUGGACCAAGCAGGUGAGACCGACAGUGGGGUCCAGAGGUCAAGAAGGCGGUUUCUGCCCAAGCUGUAGACCAGGGGUCUGCAAAGUUUUUGUGGCUUGGGCCGAUUCACGGUCCUGCAGACGGCGCGGUGGGCCAGAGUGCGCGCGCAUUCAUGCACAAACGCUAUUUCCGGCACCCCUUCCGGCGCAGAGGAGGCGUGUGCAGCUUCCCAUUGGCUGCAGGAGGGGGGUCUAUGGGCCGGUAAAACGACCCCCAUGGGCCGCUUGUGGCCCAUUGGCCUUAAGUUGCCGACCCCUGCUGUAGACAGAAGUGAGGGGCACUUCACAUGUCAAUUGCAACCCUCUGUUAGUGCAGUCUUGUGUCAUCUAUUCAGAGGUAUGUCCUGCUGAGUUCAGUGGUGCUUAUUUACUGGCAAGUGUUCACAGGAUUGCAGCCUAAAGCUGCAGUCCCAUGGAACUUCAAAAUAGCACAGUGAAACGUCUGAAUGAAAUAUGCAUUGGAAUGGACUACACAUAAUAAGCUGGCAGGAACCAAUUUCCGAUGUCAGCCAGAGUAGUAUUGCAGAGCAAGGAUGAGAUAAAAAAGUUGAGGGAAUGCAUGAAUGUUCAUUGCAGAAGAAAAUCUGCCUGAGAGUUAUUCAAGCUGUGUUAGGAAUUGUUUUAAAUAUAAACAGUGUUUCAAGGUCACUGAGGUUGAUUUGUCAUAGGAAAUGGCACAAGGAAGGGAUGAGACAAUUACUGUUUGUGACCCCUUAGGGAGCUAACUGGGGGUGGGGGAGAAGAUCAUGUCCCCCCCAUCUGAGAUUUUAUGGUUUUGCUGUUGUACAGAAAGUACCUAAAGAGUAAUAAUCUUUGGAAUAUUUAAUUAUGUUUAAUCUCACAAGAUUUAUAUACUGCUUCAUUGUAAUAAAGUCUCACAAAGUGGCAUGCAAACAGAAUAGAGUAACAUUAACAGUGAAAAACAAUUAAAAGCAACUAUUUAAAGCAUUUAAAAAUAAUUAAAAUCAAUGGCAAGCUGAAAACUAGGUUAAAGCCCAUGUCAGCCUUCCAUAUGUCUGGUUAGGCUUGCCUGGACAAACAUGUUUUCAGCAGCCAUGGAGUUUCAAGAGUGGUUGUUGCGGCACUAACACAGCGAUUGCUUAGAAGUGUGGAGCAAGUGUUAUGUGCUUUUAACAUGAAGCUCCAUACAUUUCCCACUGCAUUUAUUCAAAAAAGGCAUCCUUCUGAAAUGGGGUUGUAUUUGCUAAACGGGUGAUGGUAUCAUGUUUUUGGAACGGCAGCAUAUGCCCUGGACCACAUAUGCAAACAGCCACUCAGUUUGUUCCCCAUUAAAAUUUGUGGUUUGUGAAGACACAUGACCAAAUAAUACUCACUCGGUCAAAAGGGCAAAAUGGAAAUACCUUUCUGUCAUUACUUAAAACUUGCUAAAUGUCAGUUAAUAGCUCAGGUAUGUGUGGUUUUGCGGGGGGGGGGGGGGAGGCCAGUGAACUUAAGCACUGUUUGUAUUUUUAUUUGUUCUGGACAAACCUGGAUGAGAGGUUGGAUUAUUAAUUAACAAUAUAAAAAAACAGUUUAACACAACUGAAAACCACAAAAAUAAGGUGGGUCCUAAAAAUAUACACCUGAAGUGUCAAAAGCCAGGGUGAGCAGGUGCAUCUUGAGCUUUCUCCAAAAGCUGACGCACCUCUGUGGGAAGGGUGGCAACAUGAGAACAAACAGGCCUUUUCUGUGCUGGCUUCCUGCUUGUGUGGGGGUGGGGGUGAAUGUUUCAUUUGUUCUUGUGUAUUUUUGUUAUUUUAAAACAGUCGUACCUCGGAAGUUGAACAGAAUCCGUUCCGGAAGUCCGUUCGACUUCUGAAACAUUCGACUUCCAAAGUGCGGCUUCUGAUUGGCUGCAGGAAGCUCCUGCAUCCAAUCGGAAGCCCCCUCAGACUUUCAGCUUUGAAAAGAACAUUCGAAAACCAGAACACUCGUCUCCGGUUUGUGAUCGUUUGGAAGCUAGAACGUUCGACUCCCAAGGCGUUCGGAAGCCGAGGUACGACUGUACUGUAAACUGCCCUUGAAUGAAGGGCGGCAUAUAAAUUUAAUAAACAAAUAAAAUUUGGAGGAAUUGAAAUUGCUGAGUCGUCUUGCAGGGCAGCCCCAUGUAAAGCGCAUUGCAGUCCAUCCCUUCUGGAAGUUAGCAGAACAUGGGAUGCUGUGGCCAAGCCAUCGCUGCCCAACGGGGCCAUAGCUGGCAAACCAUCCGGAGCAGGGAUUAGGCAUUCCUAGCCACUGAGGCUAACUGAGCCUCCAGAAACAGUGAUGAAUCCAGGAGCAGUCCCAGACUGUGGACCUGCUCCUUCCAGGGGAGAGCAAUCCCAUCCAAAGCAGGCCAUCUUCCCACCUCCAGGACAUGAGGACACAAAGCACCCCAGUCUCUGCAGGAUUCAGCAUCUGUUUUGGGAUUCAGAUGUACCUAGUUUUGGAGGAGUGAGUUGCCUUCUGCAAUGACUCACAAACUAUGCCUUUUUGGAAAAAAGAAAUGACUCUGGGAUGCUAGGAAACUUAAGUUGGUCUCUGACUGCCAUCAAGUUACCUGUCUGGAGUGAAGGAAUGUCCUUUGGAUUGUAUGUUGUCACCAGCUCUACUCCUGGAUCUGAUGGAUGUGGGUAGGGCUUGGGAGUGCUUCUAGGGAGGGGCUGCUCUUUAUCAAGCACAAGGCAACCGGAACCUAACUAACUGUGCAAUAAGAACUGUAAGUUGAGCUUGCUCUUUCCCUCCUCUUCCCUCCUCUUCCUCUUUCCUCUUAUGUCAUGCAUUUCUACGUUGCAAAUCUGGGAGCAGGGACCAUUUUAGUACAAAAAGCAUGCCCCAUAAAUAAGUCAGUCAAUAUCCAAUGCGGCAGUCCUUCGAUGAUGUUUACACAAGGGGAAUUUUCUCCUCCUCCUCUCCGCUGCACAAGACUUUCAGGAAGAGGUCUGCCAUGUGGCAUGGUCAAGCUGCAGAAGGAGAGGUAAUUGCAUGGGGAGGGUUGGAUGGAGACUGCAUUGUGAGAGCAAAGCUACCUUCAUCAGGUUCUCCCAACCCUCAGGAGAAGAUUUUCGGUGUGUGUCUGGGUGUGUGUGGUGUAGGGGUCUGCAAUGGGGAAUCCCCUUCUGGGAGUUGCCUUUUUUGAGCAAGAGCAUUGGAGGAAAGUUCUUAAAUAUAAACAGUUCAGGCUUCCAAGCUUGUAUAGGACUACCUGUGGAAUAUGCCUGUUAAUUGAUGCUUCUGAACCCAUAGCUCCCUCCUCCAGAGCAGCUCUGAAGCCCCUUUGAAAACAAUGCUAGUGAUGACAAUGUAAGUGGGUACACUUAUCUGUGGCACUCCAAACUAAAAAAAAGGGAAAGUGCCCUGCCUUUGAUUUUCUGGUGUAUACAUCCGUCAUGCAGAUUUAGAUACGGUGAGGAAGUUAAGCUUUUACCACAGUGCAUGUGAAGAAUGCUCUAGAUUAUGCCUUUCUUCACCCUUGGUUCUGUUUCCUUCCAAGAUACUCUCUCAUAGUGCUGCUGUAUCCUUGGGUCAAGGCAGACUGUACCAUGCUUCUGCUGCAAGGGGACAUCUUCCAGUUGAUUCUCUCAGUGGGUCCCUGUUCUGCUUCCUUUGCUGUGAACAGCACUGCUCCUCUGGAAGAUCUUCUGUUCCUUAAGGGGGCUUAGGGUAAUAGCAUGGCAUCGUGAACCAGCAAGAAGCCAGUUUUUCAGAACAAUUGUCAAGUCAUAGCAAUUUCGGAACAGAAUAUGUGCUGAAUAUUUUGAUAGCAUCCACCAGAUACAGAAGUGAUCUCACCAGACAGUUAUCUGAAAAGUAAUGUAGACAAGUGGAAUUCAGUUGUGCUCGAUGAGCCUGGGCUUAGGGCGCUCUCACUCUGCAGGGUGUCUUUAGUAAGAGAAGAAUUAAUCCAUUUUCAAGCUUGCAAGUCGUUUUUCCGACAUGCCUGGCUUGGUUCCACGAGAGGCUGGGCCUGCAACAUGGCCAAUAUUAGUUCUUGUUCUAUAGCUUUACUGUUACCAAACCUAAGAAUCAUAUACUUACUGAUAUGAUAUAUGCAUUUAAAGUGUUUGAAGCCCGUCACGUAUAUUAUCUCCAUAGUUCUUACAGCCACCCAAUAUAUUUGAGCAGCUUUAUUAGCUGCUUCUUGCAGCUGAGAGAAUAGUGUUUCUAAGGUCCUCUUUUUCAGUCGCCGGCUGAGGUGAGAUCAGAACUGGGGGCUGUCUCGAUUACACAGAGCCACCGAGCUGCGUCACUUCUCUGCAUGCUAAACUGUUCCACCCUCAUUGAUCAUGGGGCACCAGUUUAGGCCUCCUUCCAAAAAUGCAGGGUGGGGGGGGGGACACGGUUUGACUUAAUUCCAGAAGCAAAUAAAGCAUUUAUCUUCCAUGCUAUCAGCAUUCAUUUAAACCGGGCCACCUGGCCACCUUGGAAUCAUAAAUCUGCAUCUUUGAUCCUUGCUUUAUCAUUUUAAACAAGUUGGCUGGAAAACCGCAUGCUAACUUGCAGCUGAAUUCUGGACUGCGUAAGCAAAUAUCUGUGUUGGUUUAUUAGCCAAAGGGAGGGUUAUAUUACCAUAACAGGUGUGAGCUGGCAUAUGUUGCACUUUGCAGUUUUGCCCUGAUGUUGUAUGACUUGUUUGCAUGUCUGAUUUCUUAGGCACGUGGGCUUAUUCUCAGUCCUUUUCAGAAAACAGUUUUGGCUUUGUACAAAUACAGACAUUUCUGCUCUUGUUUUAAACACGUUUUUAAAACGUUCCCGCAAGAGUUUCAGAAUAUUCUCACCCGCACAUCAUAAAUAAAUAAAUAACACACUUAAGAGAAUUAUAAAAAAUCACUAUGAAAAAGAAUGGCAUGGGAGAAUGGGUGAGUGAAAAUUUGGACCCUGGUCUCACAGAUGCUAGGCCAACACUCUUAACUGGCCCGUUUUGCAGAACAUGUUAAACCAUAGUUUGAAGUGAUUUAAUGUGAAUGAGCAACGUAGAGCUGCCUGCUGCUUCCCUCUUUCCUUUCUUUAGCGUGUCUGGGAGGAAACAAACCAAAAGUUGGUUUGCUGCUAUAAGCAAACUAGUGUCUAACAAAGCUGGAGUGGAGUGGAGCUCAUUGUUUUGAGCUGAGCUUUUUGAGCACAUUGCUCAUAGAAGCCUAGAACUGUAGAGCUGGAAGGGUCCACUUGGUUUAAAGUAGGAGCCAACGUGACAUGCGAACAAGGCUGCAAAAAUGGCUCUUUGCCUUGUAGAAAAUUAGAGGCCUAAGUUAAAGUCUAACUUGAUAUCAGAAACGAUAAAAUAUGCCACCGCUCUAUGACCCAGUGAUCCCAGAGAUUCAAUGCGGGUGGCUUGUGAGGAGGCCUUAAUGGUGACGGCAUGCAUCUAGCUUCCAUAGGUUGCUGAAGAUGCACCUUUUUACCCUGGCCUUUGAAAAUAGAAGAAUUUGAUCACUGAGGCUGAUCCCAAGAAGAUUCGGACCUCCUCUCCCUUGGUCUGCUGCAACAGACAAGAAGCAAUGGAGCCAAAGGACACAAUUGUCAUCAAGUCAAGCAGAGGUGAAGAUGCCAGCUGGGCAGUGUCUUCAAACUAGAGCAGAUUGCUCAGCCUGAGGAACUAGCUAGACACAGAUAAGCAGAUGCUGUAGCACGGAUGCACUCUUGAAGUCCAGAGCUCAGUUUACCAGUUUAUUCUGGGUUGCCACUGGAAUUUGGGUGGUUCUUUGGAUAUAUUUAAGAGCAAGCUUGUUUCAGCAGAUGUCUUCAAGCUGAUUUCAGCUGCGUGAUAUGAACGACCUGUUGGUUUUGUGUUGCCAACAGCACAGAUGCAUCUCAAAUGGUUCCUCAUAUAGGCUGUUAUUCAGGUCAGCCAUUCUGUCAACAAAAAGCUUUAGCAACGAAAAGACAAAAGUGUCGAGAAGGGGGCUGAAUUUAGCCUCUGGAAAAGAAGAGGUGUACGCCUGGGAAAACAGUUAAAGCGACAAGCAAACAGUGUCUUACCAGAGACCCACAGAACACUCACUCUGUCAAUGGUAACUGCCAAGCAACGGCUAAGGAUGCCUGAAAAGAUUAUUCGUUUUGCAAAACUGAAAUAUGCAGUUAAUGGGUGGAAUUAACAAUAGCGCUAAGGAGAUCGCUCUGCAAGUGCCGGCAUUUCUGCUUAGUCUGAUGGAGCGACCGCCCCUAUCCACUGUUUGUGGGGUUCUUCCAAGCCCCCCAGCCAACUUGGGGAAGGUGCAGGGGUAGGAAAGGGGAGGGGAGCACCAUUCACUAGUAGGACUCACUCUGGCUCCCAUGAGCACAAGUAGUUAGUUGAAUCCAGCCCAAAGAAACUAACCACUAUCAUUAACACAUUCUUUGGGUUCUGCUGCAGAGUCUAACCUUAAAUGCUAGAUAACCUGCCUUGUAUUCAGACAAAAAAUUUUGUUCGUUUUAGCUGUAGAUGUGUGCCGAAGGCAUUGUUAACCAAUAUGAAAAGAUUAUGUUUAAUUUUAUUACAGCUUCUACAACUAGAAGAAGCCAUGGCCCAAAUGGGACAAAACUCCAGACACUUCCUUCUCUCCAGCCACAACAAUGUCAAUGCAGAAGAGAACAGUCACAACGGAUCUGUAGACAUCGCAGAGCAAAUGGAGAUGAAUAUCAGGUAUCGCAUGGUAUUAACACUCUGCUUUUCCUUCUGGCAACUGUUUGGUUUUUAAGCUUGUAUGAGGUCAGUUCUUACAAUACAUGUUAGAUGAGUAACUAGAGUGAAAAUCCAGUGUUAUCAUUUCUGAUGAUCUGCGUUAUCUAGACCUCAUCAUGAAAUAUCUAGCAGUCUUUCCCGUCUCCAGGUCACAAAUAACAGUCAUUCUUAAGAAGCCCAGCUGUUGCAAAGAGCAGCUGACAAAGUCAUCUUCGCUGCAUUCUCUAGAUACCUUGUCUUUUAAAGCUACUUAACCCACUGAUCAGUGCAUAAAACUCUCUCUCUCUCUCUCUCUCUCUCUCAUUAAAACUGUAUUUUUGUUUGGAAGCAUGGAAUAACUCAACAGCAAAACACACUUAUUUCAAAGAUGUGCCCCUUAUUUUUCUAGUGACUGCCUGUUAAAUUUUACCACACCUUGGCAUAAGAAUAUAAAGACUACAAAACCCUGUGACACACCAAAGAUGUAGCCUUGCAAUUGAGUUCCCCAAAAUGUUUUUAGUCCAUCUGCCCACAUGAAACAGAACAAAGAGGAAAGCAACACUGUUCUCCAAUUUACAAAAAACUUGCAUGAUUCACGUACUCGUAGGCAAUUCUUGCCAUGGGCAAGUGGUCAUUUACUAGCCUGUCUUAAAGACUAACGGUGGAAUCCAGUGCAUGUUACUUUGGGAGAAUUUUGGCCCAUUCUUCUUUACAGCAUUGCACCUUCAGUUCAUUGAAGUUUGCUGGCAUUUGUUUAUGCAUCGCUCUCUUAAGGUCCCGCGCAGGAUUUCAAUUGGGUUGAGGUCUGGACUUUGACUGGGCCAUUGCAACCCCUUGAUUCUUUUCUUUGUCAGCCAUUCUGUUGUAGAUUUGCUGGUGUGCUUGGGAUCAUUGUCCUGUUGCAUGACCCAAUUCCAGCCAAACUUCAGCUGUUGAGCAGAUAGUCACACAUUUGGCUGUAGGAUACUUUGGUAUACAGAGGAGUUCAUGGUCGACUCAAUGACCCGAGGUACUAUUUCUGGGUUAGCGGAGUCUGUAACCUGAAGCAUCUGUAACCUGAAGCGUCUGUAACCCGAGGUACCACUGUACUUGUUCAAUCUUUUUCUAAUUGUACUGUCAUGAACUUUAACAUUUAACUUGCUGUUAAAUAAAUGAUGACACAGCGUAAUAUGUCAUGUGUUGUUGUUCAUCUGAGGUUGUAUUGACUUAAUUUUAAGACCUGCUAAGCAACAAAUGAUUGCUGUUAUGUCCCAAUAUGUAAAACCACAGAAUUCAAAGAGGGUGCACUUUCUUUUUCCCGUGACUGUAAAUAGGGCUUAUAUUCAGUUUCGGAUUGCAGUCUGACAAAUGUUUUGUGGCAUAAGCUUUGCUGGGCUCCUGUCUCCAUUAUCAGACAAAUUCUGUGCGAAUCUAAAUGCUUAUUGGGCACCUAUCAAAUACUUUGCUCUAAUACAACAAAAUACUGCAAUAAAUUCAUUUAGUCUUUAUGGUGAGGAAGACCCACCUCUAGUCCCAGAUUCAACUCUUAGAAUUCGCAGUUGAAAUGAUUUUUCUUGAGACCCUGGCGAAUUGUUAUCAGUCAGAGGAAGCAAUUGUGGGCAAGAUGUGCUGGUGAUCUGACACAGGGUCAGGCCACAUCAUAUGCCCAUCUGCCGUAGGACAUGUGUUAGCGGCAACAGACAGUCACAUUGACUGCUCUUCAAUAAGGACACAAAGGCACCGCUUCUAUUAAGCUUUCCCUUUAGAAAUAACAGCAAACCCUUGAUAAUUCACUUUGUUAUCUUCAGCAAGCAUCAAAGAAUCUUUUUAGGUUAUGUGAUUGAUAAGACCUAAUCAAAUUAGCACAUUGCUUUCCCUCCCGCAAGAGAAUUCUGAUCUACAGCAGAAUUGGAUUUGUAUGGGGGUUUUUUUGAGGUGGGGGUGGGGGAUCAAAUCCUGACCUGACAAUCCAAACUCUGUAUCCCUUAAUUAUCCCUUAGUUAUGCAAAUUAAGGCCGUAUGCAGAAUUUGUCAUAAGGUACUGCAGCCCUACCUUAGCCCUUGUCCCUCAGCCAUUCCGGUGGCUAUUUAGAUUUUAGUGGCUGUUGCCUGCACAUUUUCAAACCUAGCUUCACAGAGUAGUAAAUACAGACUAGAAAGUUUUUUUAAAACAAAAAAUUCUCAGGAGGCUGGUUUCCACAUUAUGUGCCAGUUUUUCCACCACAGAAUCAAAGCAUAGACACAUCCCUGCUGAAACCACCUGGCCCUGCCAGCGUUUUGUGAAAGCUUUACAUGGGGGCAAGGUUGUAAUGAUGUUUCAAGGGGUCGGACAGUUAGAGGCGGUUCUUCUGUAUUUAAUUGUGAUGUUGCUAUAUUUUAUUGUAUAUGUUUUUAUUUAUCUUGGGGACCAUGUAGCUGAAAGGGAGGAUAUGUAAACCUUCUAAAUAAAUACAGGCACCCACCCACCCAUCCCGAUAAAUAAAUCUAUUCAAAUCUGGAAAUGGCAGCAGAGAGCUGGAGAGUCCUCGUGGCUUGUUCCCCAGAAGCCAAAGAUGAUUUUUUCUGUAGUUUAGGACUCUGGCGUUGGCUUGCACACUGCCACCCCCCCCCCCACUGUGCGGCUUCUCCAGCCUCUCUGGGGUCACGGUGCUCUGAGGGGUAGCAGCUCCCCUGGGAAGAACCCCUUCUAUAUCUACCAGAUGAAGGAGAAUGUUCAAGGUAAAGAGAAGAUUUAGAAUGCUUUAAAAGAGCUGCCGCUUCCAAAAUGGCACGCGGGAGCUCUCUGCUCAACAGCGGAUGGGUGGUAAGCCGCUCCUGGCCGGAGGCUCUGCUGUGUGGCUCCCCUGCUCUUCCUGGCAAGAUUGCAGGCAAGGAGGGAAGGAAGGGGGCCUCUCUUGCCCCUUAGAUCACCCAAACAAAAGUGGGGAGGGGGACAGAAAACAGAGCUCCCCAGUUACACACAUUUCACGUCCCUGUGGAACGCCCUCCCACCAGAUGUCAAAGAGAAAAACAACUACCAGACUUUUAGAAGACAUCUGAAGGCAGCCCUGUUUAGGGAAGCUUUUAAUGUUUAAUAUACUAUUGUAUUUUAAUAUUCUGUUGGAAGCCACCCAGAGUGGCUGGGGAAACCCAGCCAGAUGGACAGGGUAUAAAUAAUAAAUUAUUAUUAUUAUAAAUUAUUAUUAUUAUGCAUGGGGGGGGCUGGAACAUAACCCCUGCCUAAGUGGGGAGUUGCCCGUACGUAGAAUAGCCUAAUGGUGGCUUAUUGGACUUCAGGGGGUGGAAGAAUCGCAGCCACCUAGAGAUUUAAAAAACACAUUUAUUUAUUUACUAUUAUUAUUUUGAAAAAUUGCUCCUUUGUAGAUACUUAAGAAUCUCAAGAACUGCCUUGCUUGAUCAGGUCAAAAGUCCAUUUGAUCUAGCAUUCAAUUCCAAGCAGUAACCAGAGCAUGUGAACAUUUCAUAUAGUGAGUAUAGCCACUUAAAGCCAUCUAAGCUAGCGGCCAUCACCCCAUCAGAUGCUGUUAAUUAUAUGUCUCCCAUCGCUGUUCCUUUUUUAAAAAAACUAUAAAGUCCCAACAUUUAGCUGUUCCUCAUAGGGAAGCUGCUCCAACCUCUUGACCAUUUUAAUUCUUUUUCAACUCCCUUAUAUCAUUUUUGAGAGGGCAACCACAAGCUGCUUAUGCAUUAUCUAUGUUCAGUCAUUUAUCAGUUAAGUUGUCUGUUUGCCUGUUAAUUUGUUCAGCAUUGGGACAGAUCUGUAAUGAAGGAUCAUCUUCAUGUGUGUUCAACAUUUCCAGGGCUGCAACCCAAGUUGGACAUCAGCUUGCAAUGAUAGGGGAUGAGUGUAACCGGAUGUACACUGGGAAACGGGAGGAUUCACUGCUUCAUCUUGCAAAGGGGUAAGGUCUGCCUAGGGGGGUUUUCUGUAUUCUAAUUCUGAAAUGCCUUUUCAAUAGCAAGUGCUUUUUAAAUGCUCACCAGUUCGUACAAACAAACAAACAAAACCUCUCUGCAAGUAGAAAAUGCACAAGGCAAGGCGUGGACAAGGCAAUAAACUUUCUUUGUAAGUGCUGCUACUUUUUAUUUGCAUUGUGUGUUUCAUCUUUAAAUGUAGAGGAACAUAAAAAGUAAGCUACCCAGCCUGAAAUUGCAAGUGUUGUGUUCCAUCCUACCACCUUUAUUCCCUCAGAAGGGAAUAAAUUGCCCCUUUGCCUCAGUGCCUAGGAGAGUCCUCAUGGUGCCGAGGUGGCCACUUGUUUGCAGGAUUGCAGUUGGCCACUUGACCAGGGUGCAGAACAAAUUAUUAUUCUGUGAGUUCCUGUCAUCCCCAUUAUUUAAUGUGCUUUUAACUUGUUCAUAAAUGAUCUGCAGUUUGCUUAUAAUACCCAGUUGUUUAGGGCUGUAAAAACUAAAUGAAUUGAGAGAAACUUUAGAGGGAUCUCUGCAAACUAGGUAUUAAAACGGCAAGUGUGAUUCCGUGUAAGCAAGUGUAAAUUAGUCCACAUCGAGGCAAAAAAUAUUAACGGGGUCUGAUGCUGGAGGUGACUGAGCAGGAAAGUGAUCUUUGGAUUCUGGUGGAUCACAGUGAAAAUGUUGAUCCAGUGCAGGCAUAGGCAAACUCGGCCCUCCAGAUGUUUUGGGACUACAAUUCCCAUCAUCCCUGACCACUGGUCCUGUUAGCUAGGGAAGAUGGAAGUUGUAUUCCCAAAACAUCUGGAGGGCCGAGUUUGCCCAUGCUUGAUCCAGUGUGCAUCUGCUGUGAAAAAUGUGGAUGCCAUGUAAGGGAUAAUUAGAAAAGAGUUUGAAAAUAAAACUGCCAAUAUCGCAAUGUUUUUAUAUAACUGUAUGUGGCUUGAAAGCAGUUCUGGUUGCUGCACCUCAAAAAGGAUGUUGUAGAACUGGAAAAGGUGCAUAAAAGGGUUACCAAGCAGAUGAAGGUACUGGGGCAACUCCCCUAGGAGCAAAUGCUACAGUGGUGGGGCUCUUAAGCUUCCAAAAAGGUCAAGGAGUAAAGGGAGGACAUCAAAGAACAUUAUGCAUCUCUGGUGUGGAGAAAGUGAUUAUAGUUUUUAUCCCUCCCUCAUAAUACUAGGCCUAGGUUUGUCCAAUAAAACUUAAUGUUGAAAAAUUAAGGGCACACAAAAAGGGAGUAUUUCUUUGUGCAGAGCAUUGUUAAUCUAUGGAAUUUGUUACCAGAAGCUAGGUAAAGGUACCUCUGACCGUUAAGUCCAGUCGCGGACGACUCUGGGGUUGCGCACUCAUCUCGCUUUACUGGCCAAGGGAGCCGGCAUUUGUCCACAGACAGCUUCCUGUCAUGUGGCCAGCGUGACUAAGCCGCUUCUGGUGAACCAGAGCAGCGCACAGAAACACCGUUUACCUUCCCACCGGAGCGGUACCUAUUUAUCUACUUGCACUUGGACGUGCUUUCGAACUGCUAGGUUGGCAGGAGCAGGACCGAGCAACGGGCGCUCACCCCAUUGUGGGGAUCCGAACCGCCAAUCUUCUGAUCGGCGAGCCCUAGGCUCUGUGGUUUAGACCACAGCGCCACCCGCAACUCCACCAGAAGCUAGGAUGGCUUUAAAAGGUAACUGAAGAAAUUCAUGGAAGAUAAAGCUAUGAAUGGCUGCUUGUCAUUAUAACUAUGACGCCUGCAGAAUCGGAGGCCGUGUGUGUCACGAAGGGGAGGGUCCUGCUUCUAGAUAGGCUUCUAACAGGCAUCUGGUUGGCCUUUGCGAGAUCAGGAUGCUGGACUAGAGAGUCCUUUUCAUCUGACGAAGCGCUGCUGUUACAUUCACAUGGAAGCCACCAGGUGGCUUAUAGACAUCGUAGACAACUACAAUUCUUGGCCGCCGAUUUUUGUUUGAUUGUCUGCAAAGCUGAAUCAUCCAUGUGCUCACAUUUGGCACAGGUUUGACUUGUAAGAAACUGUGGAUUUAUAUGUGGAUAUUUGUAUUGUCUAAGCUGCAUACCUAUGGCCAAACUAUAUGUGACAUUAAAUGUAACUUUGCAUUUAAUGUGCAAUUCUCUUUUCAAUGGCUAAUAAUACCAACCUGGAAAAGAUCAUUGUAAGGGAUCAUUAUGGUGUCAUAGAAGACAGGUUAAGCCUUUCUGCCCCUGCAGAAGUCCUGAGGAAAAUCCCUUCUCCUUGCACCGAGGGGUUUGUGUGUGUGUGUGUGUGUUCCUCACAAUGCCAGUAGCACCUUCAGAGGAGGGAUUUUGAUUUUGCUCAGGAUUGCAGAAGGGGAAAAGGAUUAAAUUCUUAUUUGUACCUGCUAAGACAACCAAGGAUGUAUUUAAUGUUAUGUGACUUCUAGUCUGGCCAGCUCCCAUCAUUCCUUUGUAGUCGUUUACAAUCAAGAAACAGAAUCCAAGAUUCACUCUGCAAAGUGAACUGAGAAUGUCAAGCAUUGUGGCAGCCUUCACAAAUAAAACAGCUUCAAAAAGUCAUUUGCUUCAGAGAGGGAAGAAAUGGGAAGUCACACUUUCCAAAGUCAGUUUCCGAUUUGCUUGUUUGAUUAGGUAAAGGUAAAGGGACCCCUGACCGUUAAGUCCAGUCAUGGACGACUCUGGGGUUGUGGUGCUCAUCUCGCUUUAUUGGCCAAGAGAGCUGGCGUACAACUUCCAGGUCAUGUGGCCAGCAUGACUAAGCCGCUUCUGGCGAACCAGAGCAGCGCACGGAAACGCUGUUUACCUUCCCGCCGGAGCGGUACCUAUUUAUCUUCUUGCACUUGAUGUGCUUUCAAACUGCUAGGUUGGCAGGAGCUGGGACCGAGCAACGGGAGCUCACCCCGUUGCUGGGAUUCGAACCGCCAACCUUCUGAUCGGCAAGCCCUAGGCUCUGUGGUUUAGACCACAGCGCCACCCGCGUCCCUGCUUGUUGAUUAGAAGCAUUGUUUGAUUAGAAGCAUUUAAUACUUGAUUUGGAGCUCAGGAUUCAUUUCCAUAAUGCCUGUUUAAUUUUAAACUAAAUUCUAAUUCUCCCAACUAUUUUGUUUCUCAAUAGGAUAGCAGCCAACGUUUUUCACACUUGUAUCUGGAGUAAUUUUAGAAGUAUUAUGAAAGCCUUUGGGAGUUUUUUGAACAGUGGCUGGAGAAAGAAGAUUCUCGACUGUAACUGGGUAAAUUGCAUAUUAUUUUGCAUUUGCAAUUUUUCGACUGAGGGGCUGGAAAGAAGAAAAAAAGGUAGUAAAAGGGAAUUUGGAAUCUUGCAGUGCAGUCCUAUACUUGUCUCCUUGUAAGCUGAACUCCAUUUAGUUCAAUGGAGCUCACUCCCAAGUUAAAUAGAAUUGCAUUGUCAGCCUGCAGUUCAGCCCACUUUUGUGCUUUGGCCUGAUGGUUUUCAUAGAACUGAACUAUAAAGGUUUGUGGCUUAUGCUGCUAUUAGGUUCCUGCCCAGUUUUGCUUGUGUUUCCUUGAGAACUAUUACAGUAAUAGCAAAUCAGGAUGACCUCUAUAUAAAUGCAUAGACCGUUGCCAGUGAAUGCCAGAAAAAAGUGUGCUUCCCUGUAACCCCCAAAUUAGUGCAAAACAGGAUUUAUGGGUUGGAUCCAGAGAGGCAGUCUGUUCUGAUAUGCUUACUGAGAAGUAAGCCUCACUGAGUUCAAUGAGAUCUCCUGCCAGAUAGGGGUACAAUCUUGCGCUCGAAUUCUCAUUAAAAUAACUGGACUUAAGUCAUGGCUAUCUUUUCACAUCAGUCUCAAUGGGUACAAAAUCCAACUUGAUGUGUUAUGCUUUGUGCUGGCAGAUCCUGCAUUAACUAAUUACUCUUUCCUCCUCCGUUUUCCCUAAAUUUCCAAGGGAGCAAAAAAUAAUGAUUGUAAGCUUUCUAUAUUUACCUUUUUAGAAAAGUUCUUGAAGGGGUUAUGGGUGGUGUCCAUCGCAGCACUGCCUAAGCCCAUCAUCAUCAUAAUAAUACCUUUCUUGUCAAUGUACAACCUGUGUACAAUGAAAUUAACUGAGCCUCCCUCCCCCUCUAACACUGAAUCUCAUUGCACUCUGUGUGCUUGUCGCACACACACCAACCCCGAAAGUCAGUUGCACUAUAUUAUUUUCCGUUCAGCAGCCUAACAGCCCACAGAUAGAAACUGUUUUUUAGCCUGUUGUUACGACUGAUUAUACCUAUAUAUCUCCUGCCUGAGGGUAGAAGAUUAAAAAGGUGCUGGCCAGGGUGUGAAUUGUCCCUGAGAAUUUCAUAGAAUCUUAGAGUUGGAAGAGACCACAAGGGCCAUCGAGUCCAACCCCCUGCCAAGCAGGAAACACCAUCAGAGCACUCCUGACAUAUGGUUGUCAAGCCUCUGCUUAAAGACCUCCAAAGAAGGAGACUCCACCACACUCCUUGGCAGCAAAUUCCACUGUCAAACAGCUCUUACUGUCAGGAAGUUCUUCCUAAUGUUUAGGUGGAAUCUUCUUUCUUGUAGUUUGGAUCCAUUGCUCCGUGUCCGCUUCUCUGGAGCAGCAGAAAACAACCUUUCUCCCUCCUCUAUGUGACAUCCUUUUAUAUAUUUGAACAUGGCUAUCAUAUCACCCCUUAACCUCCUCUUCUCCAGGCUAAACAUGCCCAGCUCCCUUAGCCGUUCCUCAUAAGGCAUCGUUUCCAGACCUUUGACCAUUUUGGUUGCCCUCCUCUGGACACGUUCCAGUUUGUCAGUGUCCUUCUUGAACUGUGGUGCCCAGAACUGGACACAGUACUCCAGGUGAGGUCUGACCAGAGCAGAAUACAGUGGCACUAUUACUUCCCUUGAUCUAGAUGCUAUACUCCUAUUGAUGCGGCCCAGAAUUGCAUUGGCUUUUUUAGCUGCCGCAUCACACUGUUGGCUCAUGUCAAGUUUGUGGUCAACCAAGACUCCUAGAUCCUUUUCACAUGUACUGCUCUCAAGCCAGGUGUCACCCAUCUUACUCUUCACUUUGUGCCUUCACUUUCAUUUCUUCACUCUCAUUUCCUCACUCUUCACUUUGUGCCCUUGCCCCCAGCAGUGAAGAAGAGCAAAGGCUUUACCUUUCAAUUAAGCUUGGGAACGCUUUCAUCAAAACUACACUUGGUAGAUUGGUUGGUCCUAACAAAGGCAUUUCCUAUUAUUAUUAUUAUUAAAGCAGCACUAGCAUUGCGCAAACAGGGAGCUUUUCAUGUGGGAGAGAAUCCCAAGAUGUGAAGAACAAACAUUUUGCUGCUCCUGAAUUCUGAACUGGUGCAGCUGAGGAAGUACAUGAUGCCCACAUUGCUGGACUCCCCAUCAUUUAUUUUACAAAUUGAUAAACCACUCCACAGCCUGAGGAAAUCAAAGCCGUGCACAGUGUUGAGAAGAUAACGUGCAAAACAAGCAGAUUCAAAAAAGCAUUCAAAGCAUUCCUGCAAGCCAUAAAAGCAUUCCUGUAGUUGUGCAAUUAAUAUUUUGUAAAUGACUGGGACACACUUCUGGGGAAGCCUUCUUAAACAAAAAUGCCUUUGUUAUGAGGCUGAGGGGAACUGGAGUCCCCAAAACCAGGGCUGCAGGUCAGCCACCCUGGAACUACCGCAGGUGAUUUUUUCCCUGCUCUCAUUCUCUAAUUCUUGUGGUAUUUAAUCAGUUUAUUCUUUUCCUAAACAGAUUCUUUGGGUCCCUCUGAACUGCGUGUGCCAGAAAUGGUGGCCAGCCGUGCUGCUUGCUAUUUUGAUUUGGGGUCUGGUCACUUACGGACUGCAGGAUUAG